Messenger RNA from Zingiber officinale, 1434 nucleotides. RefSeq names its product formin-like protein 14. NCBI's taxonomy places the organism in Eukaryota, Viridiplantae, Streptophyta, Magnoliopsida, Zingiberales, Zingiberaceae. The coding region runs from base 1 to 1434 and encodes 477 amino acids. The record is from RefSeq and is a predicted model, not a curated record. The transcript has a single exon.
AUGGGAUGCGGUGCCGCAGAGCACCGGACUGGCACGCACCGGCCAGAGCUGCAGAUGGAGGGCAGAUCGGAGAACCAAGUCAUGCACUACUGGUUUUACUACGUCAGUCGAUGCCAACAGGCCGGCCUCAACGUCUACCCUCCGGAGGUGCAACAAGCCGCCGACGGACAACCUUUCCUCGACCAACCACAACCCAAAAGGCACAAGAGUCAGACUUCUUCGUUGCCGCAACAGCUGCCGGCGCCGCCGCCAUAUCUGCAUUCCGUCGGCUAUCCCAAUUAUCCCCUCGUCCCCACUCAUCUGGCGCAACCACUCGGUCCCGUUUAUCCUGUGAGGAUGGCAAUCCCUCCUCCUCCUCCUCCUCCUACUCCUCUUCCUUGUCUUCCUCCUCCUCCGGUCAUGGCUGAGGCAUCGUCCACCACCCAAUUCUGGGCGCCCAUCCUGUCAUUGUCGAAUCAGAAUGUUGAACAGGGGAUGCAGCCACAUCCGCUGGCGCUACCAUUGAGAAACACAACGGAACUUACCGAGAAUGACCAGGGCUUAGCGUCGCUCCUGCCACAUUCCAAUCAGAAUGUUGAACAGGAGAUGCAACCACAGCCGCCGGCGCUACCGUGGGAAAACGAGACUGAAAUUAACGAUGAAGACCAACUCUUGCCGUCGCUCCUAUGGCAGUCGAAUCAGAGUGUUGAACAGGGGAGUCAGCCCCAGCCGCCGGCGCUAUCAACGGAAAACGUAACUGAAUUUAAAAAGGAAGGACAACCCCUGACGUCGCUCCCGCCAAUGUCCAAUCAAAAUGUUGAUCCGGGGAGGCAGCCACAGCCGCCGUUUCUACCAACGGAAAACGCAACUGAAUUUAACGAGGAAGGCCAACUCCUGACGUGGCUCCCGCCAAUGUCCAAUCAAAAUGUUGAUCCGGGGAGGCAGCCACAGCCGCCGUUGCUACCAACGGAAAACGCAACUGAAUUUAACGAGGAAGGCCAACCCCUGAUGUCGCUCCCGCCAAUGUCUAAUCAGAAUGUCGAACAGGGGAGUCAGCCCCAGCCGCCGGCGCUACCAAUGGAAAACGCAACUGAAUUUAACGAGGAAGGCCAACCCCUGGCGUCGCUCCCGCCAAUGUCCAAUCAGAAUGUUGAACUGGGGAGGCAGUCACAGCUGCCGGCGCUACCAACUGAAAACACAACUGAAUUUAACGAGGAAGGGCAACCCUCGACGUCUCUCCCGCCAUUUCCCGAUCAGAAUGUUGAACAGGAGUGGCAGCCACAGUGGUUGGCGCUUUCGUUAGAAAACGCGACGGAAUUAAACGAGGAAGACCAGCCCUUGUCGUCGAUCUCGCCGCUGUGGGAUCAGAAUGUCGAACAGGGAAUGCAGCCACAGUCGCCGGCACCAUCGUUUGGAUACGGACACGAUUUUUUCGACUUGUGGGGCUUUUACUGA